This is a messenger RNA of Suillus subaureus, 1512 nucleotides long. Its product is annotated as cytochrome P450. Bases 1 to 1512 code for a protein of 503 amino acids. The transcript is spliced from 13 exons. Lineage: Eukaryota; Fungi; Basidiomycota; Agaricomycetes; Boletales; Suillaceae. The record is from RefSeq and is a predicted model, not a curated record. Gene Ontology annotation, molecular function: oxidoreductase activity, acting on paired donors, with incorporation or reduction of molecular oxygen; monooxygenase activity; iron ion binding.
AUGCUACAGCUCCCUGACCUACGGAUUUACGAUAAUACGCAGCUCAUCCUCAAUGCUGCGGCUUGUGUUGGGGUGAUAGGAGUGGUUAUUCGGGCUUACCUUCGUAAAUCGGAUAGCCGCCUUCCUCUCCCGCCUUCUCCCCCCAGUUGGAGGCUUCGGGGACACUUCCUACCCCCUCGCAGCCCAUCUCUCACUGUCGCUCGGUGGAUCGACGAAUAUGGCCCUCUGAUUACAAUUCGCUCAGGAACCCAGACUGUCGUGAUUAUCGGCUGCCACAAAGCCGCGGUGGAUAUAAUGGAGAAGCAGGGUAGAAUGCUAGCUGAUCGACCUCGCCUUGCUGCUGGAGAAAUUCUUACACGCGGACUGGUCAUGGUUCUAUCACGCGCUGGAGACAGGUUCCGUCGGAAGCGUAGGUUCCCCAAAUCAGCUGAGACGUAUCAGCCUCUGCAGAUGUCACAGGCGAAAACCGUGAUUCUCAGCAUUCUUGACGAUCCACGCAACUUUCAGAACCAUGUGGGAACUUAUGCCGCAGCGACGAUCAUGAAAAUUGCAUAUGGGAAGACCACACCGACGUCGGCAACUGACCCCGAAAUCAGAGAGGCUCGCCAACUUGUCAGGAGAUUUAAUACAAUCAUGCGCCAUGGUUAUUACUUGGUGGACUCGAUACCGUGGCUCAAAUACAUUCCUUGGUAUGCGCCAGAAUUGAAAGACGAGUUCGAGAGGACCAAGCGACUCUACACAGACCAGCUGAACCGUGUGAAACUGCACAUGCAGAGCAGUGAGGACAUCGGUCCUUCGUUUUCAAAAUACAUUCUAGAAAAUGGGCAUCUCUAUGGCUUGACAGAUACUGAGAUGGCGUAUCUUGCUGGCGCCUUUUUUGGAGCUGGAACCGAAACUACUGCUGUGGCCAUAUGCACGGUGCUAAUGGCGGCCGCACAUUUUCCUGAAGAGCAGGCUAAAGUUCAGGCCGAGCUUGAUGCAGUAAUUGGAAGGGAGCGAGUACCAACUUUCGCCGACAAACCAUCCCUUCCUCGUCUGGAGGCCUUCGUCUCUGAAGCUUUGAGAUGGAGACCGGUGACUCCUGAAGGAUUGCCUCACCGAACUACCGAAGAUGUGAUUUGGGAAAACUAUUGCAUUCCCGCUGGAACUACGGUAACCGGUAACCACUGGGCCAUCUCUCGAGAUCCAGAAGUCUAUCCCGAGCCUGAUGCGUUCAAACCCCAGCGCUGGAUCACCGACCAAGGUCGCUUGAGAGACGAUCUCACAUUCUUUGUAUUUGGGUUUGGUCGGCGCGUAUGCCCAGGUCAACAUGUUGCGAACAGAUCGGUAUUCAUAAAUUCGCUUCUUGUUCUUUGGGCCUUCCAGCUCAGUCUGGAUCCUACGAAGCCGCAGGAUGACAUGGGGUUCACGAACGCGGUGAUGCCAAAUGUCCCUUGCACUAUUGAAUUUCAGACGAGGGUUCCAGAAGCGGAGCUUAGGCGUAUGAUGCAGAAUUAUCCUGAGGCUGGGUGA